AUGGGUAAACUGACAUGUAAUGAUCAACCAAUGAGUAAGCUGACAUGUAAUGAUCAACCAAUGAGUAAGCUGACAUGUAAUGAUCAACCAAUGAGUAAGCUGACAUGUAAUGAUCAACCAAUGAGUAAACUGACAUGUAAUGAUCAACCAAUGAGUAAGCUGACAUGUAAUGAUCAACCAAUGAGUAAACUGACAUGUAAUGAUCAACUAAUGAGUAAACUGACAUGUAAUGAUCAACCAAUGAGUAAACUGACAUGUAAUGAUCAACCAAUGAGUAAGCUGACAUGUAAUGAUCAACCAAUGAGUAAGCUGACAUGUAAUGAACAACCAAUGAGUAAACUGAUAUGUUAUGAACAACCAAUGAGUAAACUGAUAUGUAAUGAACAACCAAUGAAUAAACUUACAUAUCAUUAUGAUCAACCAAUGAAUAAACUGACAUAUAAUUAUAAACCAACGAGUAACUUGUUUUAUAAUUGUCCAUAUAAAUAA
Mytilus trossulus (common blue mussel) is the source of this 489-nucleotide messenger RNA. Its product is annotated as variable charge X-linked protein 3B-like. The transcript has a single exon. NCBI's taxonomy places the organism in Eukaryota, Metazoa, Mollusca, Bivalvia, Mytilida, Mytilidae. The record is from RefSeq and is a predicted model, not a curated record. The coding region runs from base 1 to 489 and encodes 162 amino acids.